AUGCCUCCAAUCCGCCUCGCAACAGCAUCCCCCGCAACAGCCCCAACAACAUCCCAAACCCUCUCCGACAUCGCCUCCCUCGCCCACCGCGCCUCCUCCUCCAACGCAGACCUCCUCCUCCUGCCCGAAGCCUACCUCGGCGCAGGCUACCCCCGCGGCGCCUCCUUCGGCUCCAAAAUCGGCUCCCGCGCCCCCGAGGGCCGCGACGAGUUCCUCGCCUACUUCAACGCCGCCGUCGACCUCGGCGACACCGUCGGCGACGCGGGCGCGGGGGGCGGCGACAAGUGGGUGAAGAAGCAGCUCCCCGCGCAGCACGAUGCCGCCGGCGCCAAAAUCGAGAGGGGCGAUGGGUCCAGAGAGGAACUGGAGAAGAUUGCCGCGCAGACGGGCGUCUUCCUCGUCGUCGGGUGCAUUGAGCGCGCCGGCGGGAGCUUGUACUGCGCCGUUGUCUACGUCUGUCCCAAGCUGGGCAUGAUUGGAAAGAGACGCAAAGUGAUGCCCACCGCAACAGAACGCCUCAUCUGGGCCCAAGGCUCUCCCGCAACCCUCCGCGCCGUCUCGACAACAAUCAAGGGCGUCCGCAUCAACCUCGCCGCCGCAAUCUGCUGGGAGAGCUACAUGCCCCUCCUCCGCCAAUCCCUCUACGCCCAAAACAUCAACCUCUACCUCGCUCCCACCGCAGACGGCCGCGACACCUGGCUGCCCCUCAUGCGCACCGUCGCCUGCGAGGGCCGCUGCUUCGUCGUCUCCUCCAACAUGGCCGCCAGGCCCCUUGUCUCAUCCUCACCAUCAACAACGACGACGACGCAGGCGCAAAACAACAACAACAACAACGACAGCGGCAUCGAAGACGCAGAAGACGCCCAGAUUUACCCCCCGCGCGCGCGCCGCAACUCGUGCUUCACAGAAGACGGCAACGAAAUCGCUCUCCCCGGCAACGGCACCAGCACCAGCACCAGCACCAACGGCACAACCCCCGCACCCAAGGCCAAAACGACCUCGAAACCGGCCCUCAAAUCAGAAGACUGGGUCUCCCGCGGCGGCUCCUCCAUCGUCGGCCCCUUUGGCGACGUCCUCGCCGGACCGCAGUGGGAGGACGACGAGGGCAUCAUUUACGCCGACGUCGAUUUUGAAGACUGCAUUCGCGGACGGUUGGACAUUGACGUUGGAGGAAGCUAUUCGCGCAACGACUCCUUCAAGUUUUCCGUCGAGGGCUUGGAUCUGGACCCCUUGCCGUAUUAA
Molecule: messenger RNA, 1242 nt
Organism: Colletotrichum godetiae
Lineage: Eukaryota; Fungi; Ascomycota; Sordariomycetes; Glomerellales; Glomerellaceae
Product: carbon-nitrogen hydrolase
Exons: 2
Coding region: 1-1242 (413 amino acids)
Molecular function (GO): catalytic activity
Source: RefSeq, a predicted model, not a curated record